CACACCCUUUUGUUGUCGCUCCUACAGAAGCAGCUUUUGCAUUUUAGAUGGAGAACACGGAAACCCAGAUGAGGAAUGCAAAUGUAUGACUGUUAUUAAAUCUAAUGGCUAGAAAUUUGAGAUGGAAAACACCAAGUGCGAAGCGUUGGAUGGCUUGAGUACAUCACAGAUAAAGAUUGUCCUUCUUGGAGGAAGGAACUGUGGGAAGAGCUCUCUGGGGAACUUGAUCCUUGGCAAAGAGGAGUUUGCAACCAAAGAGACGACUACUUCUUCUCGGAGGCUGGGAGUGGUGGCCGGAGGUUGGCUCACAGUGGUGGAGACUCCUGGCUGGUGGUGCGACUCCAGUGCUCAGGAAACUUUAAAUCUUGUGAAGAGGGAGAUAAUAACCAGCGUCUCAUUGUGCUCACCGGGCCCUCAUGUAUUUCUGAUCAUAGUAAAGACAAGCUCAGUCUUUUCAGAGAGACGUCGGAGGGCCGUGGAGGAGCAUGUGGGCCUGCUGGGCGACGGGGUGUGGGGUCACUGCAUUGUCAUCUUCACCUUUGCUUACAGGAUUCAGCACAUGCAAGCAGAAGAGUACGUGGAAAGAGGGGGGAAAGCCCUCCGUUGGCUUACUGAGAAGUGCGGUCAGAGGUGUCACAGCAUUGUCCUAAAUGAUGACAUAGAUGUAACAGAGCUGCUAGUGAAGAUACAGAAACUUGUUACAAGAAAUGGAAGCAGAGUAUUUGAGAUGCAGGAAAACAUUUUACAGGUGGCUGCAGAGGACAAGAGAGGAGUAGCCGAGAGGGCCCAGCUGAGGUUUUUAAGAAUGAAACGUCAAAGAUCUCUCAUGCGAGGAAAGUUAAGGCCAGUCACUACCAUCCGUCUUGUGCUGCUUGGAGCGAAGGGUUCAGGAAAGACUUCAGCGCUGAACACCAUCCUGGGCAGAGAGGACAGGCAGAGACCUGGCAGAACAGCUCAGUGUUCAGUUGGAGAAGGUGUGGUGUUUGGAAGACAGGUGACCAUUGUGGACACACCAGGGUGGUGGAUGAACUACUUCUGCAACGAGACUCCCCUCUUCGAUCAGAGGGAGAUGGUGCUUAGCCUGUCUCUCUGUCCUCCGGGGCCUCAUGUCUUUCUGCUGGUGAUUCGUGUGGACCGAGCUUUCACAGAGACUUACAGAAGAGCAGCACAGGAACACCUUGAGCUCAUCAGUGAGCAAAUCUGGAGUCAUGCAAUACUGCUGUUCAGUUUCGGGGACUGGCUGGGGGGCACUACAACUGAGCAGUUCAUUGAGAGUGAGGGGGAGCCUCUGCAGUGGCUUGUUGAGAAAUGUUCCAACAGGUAUCAUGUUUUGAACAAUAAAACUAAAGGAGAUGGAUUCCAAGUCAGAGAACUGAUUGGGAAGAUUGAGGAAGCGAUGUCUGGCUGCAACAGAAGCUGGCAUUAUGAAAUAGAGGGGAAAGAAUUGGAUGAGAUGAAAAGGAGGAUGAAAGAAGAGACAGAGAGAGCCAACGCACGACUGAUGAGAAAGGAGAAACAAAGACUGGUGGAAAAGUCUGAACUGGAGAAGGUGACCCCUCUGCAUGAGCUGAGAAUAAUAUUGGUUGGUGGCAGGAAAGGUGGCAAAAGCUCAUGUGGAAACACCAUCCUCAGCAGAGAAUGUUUUGCCACAAACAGCCAAACUGUCUCCUGCAGUGAAAAUCAAUGCAAAAUCAAAGGCAAGACAGUUUCUGUACUGGACACUCCAGGAUGCUUCCCUGUAAGCUCAGAAUUCUUGAGGACUUCUUCGGUUGUCCUCCUGGUUGUCAAUGUGAGCACCUCAUUCACGGAUCUCCACCGAGAAGCCAUUGAGAAACAUCUGGAUGGUGGGAGAAGCCAGCUGUGGAAAAGAGCGAUGGUGUUGUUCAGCUACGGCGACUGGCUGGGAGACACAAGCAUCGAACAACGCAUUGAGAGUGAAGGAGAGCCACUGCAGAGGCUUGUAGAGCAGUGUGGGAACAGGUACCAUGUUAUGGACAAUAAGAACCAGGGAGAUGGAGCUCAGGUCAUGGAGCUUAUUGAACUGGUGGAGGAGAUGUUGGCCACACAAAGGUUGGCUGAUCUUUAUAAUGGUAACCACAUGUGGAAAAGGGUUUGUUCAGCACAGGAACGGCAGACUGAUGCAAUCCUGUGUAAAAGGAACCUACAGAAGCAGAUCCACAGAAGACACCGGCUUUCUCUUGACUUGGCAGUAUCUACAACUUCCACGUCUUCUCCAGAGGAAUUAAACUCCACACAGCAGGUGGCUUUACCAGCAAGAAGAGCGAGAAGACAAUCUGGACAGAUGAGUUUGGACAGCAACAGCUUAGUGUUCCUGUCUGUGCUCAAACAAGGACGGAGCUGGUCAUCAAUAGAUUUACCUUUAAUGUUCCCUUCUCCGCACAGCCUCGUACUCUCACCUAAAGGUCAAACAAUGUUUCUGGUUUCAUGUCAGAGUCAGCCCAGCAUUCCCUCAAAGGAAGAUUUCAUUGGCGUCCAUUCUCUCUGUCUACCUGCUCUGAGAGAGCGCAGUCUCCGCAGGAUUUCUGAGUCUGGAGGCCGGCAGGCUGUAAUCGAUCAGUGGGGCCACAGCAGCCUCAACGAGCUGGAAGCCUUCAUUGACUCUUACUUUGAGAUGGUGUGGGAGCAAACCAUGGGGUCAUCUCAGCCCUCUGAAUCUGAUCCUCCCACCACAGCGCAGGAUGCUGUUGUAAGUGAUGUUGGAGAAGAGCAACUGCUAUCAUCCAUUGACAGGAAGCUUUCAAGGCUGGAGCUCCUGGAGGAGAUCUGGAAGGAUUUGGCAGAACUGAAGCAGAAUAUGGAGUUCAGCUGGGGGACCAUACAGGAACUCAGAGACAAAUGUGAAAAGCACUUUGAUUAGAAAAUGUGUGACAUAGAUAUAAAUAACUGUAAUUUUAUGGAAAUGUAUUGAAUGCAUAUUUAAGAAAAAAAGAAGUGAUGAAAGUGCAUUAUUUUUCCACAAGAUGGCGCUGUUGUCCAGCAUACAUUUUAUUUUGAAAGCCUGCUGAUCUGCGCAACCACGACUUUAACACAAAAUAUUAGAUUUAUUGAUUUUGUAGACAGGACAGGAGCUGUUUUGUGACUGAAAAAACUAGCUACAAAGUGGUUGUGUGUCCUGAAAAUGUGAGUCGCUUACACACAUCUGAAAAAUGUGUUGCUUUUCUGAGACUUGCUCAGUUUCUUUCGUCUUAUUGAAACUUUCAGAAAAGUGUUGAGGUUCUGUUGAUUCUUUAACAUGGAGCUAAUCAAUCAGGGAAGGAUAUGUUUGAAAGGUCUUUUUGCUUGGCAACAUAUCUGAUUUGGGGAAAUUACUCAGAGCUAUUUAAGGGACAACCUGGAAUUUUCUUAAAGUUAAGGAAAAUUGUUUCUGUACGUAAUAUAAGACAUUAGAAAAUGACAUAAUACCGUCUUACAAAGCCUUUCAGCCAUAACUUUCAGUGAAGCUGAGAGGUUUUUUUGUACAGAAGAAGCAGUUGGGAAGGAGGCAGAAAGGAAGUUUUUGUUUGUCUCAGAAGAAACUUGAGUUUUCAGCACUUUAAAACGAAUAAACGUCCUAUAACAACAAUUGCGGACUUCUAUAACUGUUAAAAUGCCUUAUUGAUUUUGUGUUGGAGGGAAAUUGCAAAGAUCAACUGUUCAUGACAUCAUGCAUCACUGGCAAUAUUUUAACUGACAUUUGUACCAAUACCAGUACUACAGCUGCAUUGUAAUUAUUUUGAAUAUUAUUGAAAAGUUAUUUUAUUUAGUUAAUUCAUUUAAUAAAGUGAAACUAAUCUAUAAUUGAAACACACAUGGAUCACAUGCAUUUUGAUUGUGGCUUACAGCUGACGAAAACCUAAAAUGUAGUUUCUUCAGAAACUAAAUUAUUAUAUAAAACCAAAAAAGGGAUUUUUAAUAUAUAUAUGUAGGCCUACUGAAAAGUAUAUCCAUGUACUGUGCAAAAUAUAUGCAGUCAAUACUUCCUCCAGACUUUGGGAAUAUGAAGAGAGGGCUGACUGCGCAACAGUACAGUCCCCCUUCUCCUCAGGUAAGACAUUUCUAACUUUGUGUCUGAGUGAAUACAAGAGUUGCAGCCCAUGUCCUGAAUGCGUGUGUGUGUGUGUGUGUGUGUGUGUGUGUGUGUGUGUGUGGUGGCCCUUAAGGUACUGACUCCAGCUGCAGUCCAUGUCCUGUGAAUCUGCCCCAUAUCCUUGAAUGGAUUUUGCUGACAAUACUGACAAGGCUUCUUUCCGGUGGCUCAUGCAUCUUUUUUGUUCACAACUUUUCUUCAACUAAACUUUCCAUUAAUAUGAAAACAGCACUCGGUGAACGGCCAGCUUCUUUAGCUUCCCUUUUGUAUUAGUCUUAUGUAAUAGUUUAAUUUUGUGACAAACUGAAUUUGACAUUUACAUUAGCUGUAAGCCAUAAUCAUAAAAAUUACAGAAAGAAGAAAAUCAAAUAUAUUGCUCUGUGUGCAAUACAUCUACAUUAUAUAUUAGUGUCUUGUUUUGAAUUUAAUUACUGAAAUAAUUAUGUUUUUGGUCUUCAAAUUUACUGAGGUGCACAUGUUUACAAUUACUGAAAAUACUAAAGUAAAACAAAAUUUUUUGCAGAUUA
Molecule: messenger RNA, 4614 nt
Organism: Girardinichthys multiradiatus
Lineage: Eukaryota; Metazoa; Chordata; Actinopteri; Cyprinodontiformes; Goodeidae
Product: GTPase IMAP family member 8-like
Exons: 5
Coding region: 122-2878 (918 amino acids)
Molecular function (GO): GTP binding
Source: RefSeq, a predicted model, not a curated record